Molecule: messenger RNA, 755 nt
Organism: Medicago truncatula (barrel medic)
Lineage: Eukaryota; Viridiplantae; Streptophyta; Magnoliopsida; Fabales; Fabaceae
Product: MLP-like protein 28
Exons: 2
Coding region: 78-551 (157 amino acids)
Biological process (GO): defense response
Source: RefSeq, a predicted model, not a curated record
AUACACUUUCCUCAUAUCAACCCUUUCUUUCUUUCUUUCCUUCUUCUCUUUCUUAUUUCUAGUUUCUCUUUUAAAAAAUGGUGCUUGCUGGUAAACUUAGUACUGAAAUUGGGAUCAAAGCAUCCUCUGACAAGUUCUUCAAACUAUUCGCAUCAAAUAUUCACGAAGUGCAAAACAUUUGUGAAAGUGUUCAUGAAACCAAGCUGCAUCAAGGUGAUGAAUGGCAUCACUCUGAUUCAGUUAAACACUGGACUCAUGUCCGAGAUGGUAAGGUAUACACAUGUCAUGAAAGUUUUGAAGAAAUUGAUGAAAAGAACAAAAAAAUCGUUCACAAGAUCUUUGGUGAAGAAAUUGAUGAGCAAUAUAAGGUCUUUAAGCUCAUCAUUGAAGUAAUUGAUAAGGCUGAUGGCACUACUUCUGUUAAAUGGACUGUUGAAUAUGAGAAGAUCAAUGAGGAUAUUGAACCUCCAAAUAGUUGGAUGGAAUACCUUAGCAAAUGCACUCGAGACAUUGAUGCUCAUCUUGUCAAGCAAGCAAAGGUUGCUCCAUAAGUCAUAAGAACUUAACAAAUAAGUGAUUAUAAUGUAAUGGCUUAAUGCAUGGGGUUUGUCUUUCAUCUUUAAAGUUUGUGUGAUUUUUGUAAUGGCAUAUUGCAUAUGCAUAUUGGUUUGUUUUGAUCUUUUGUUUGUAUGGAAUAAAUGUGUCGGUUGAAGAGUGUGUGUCUUCAAUAAAUGGAUUUUUGUGCUUUUUAGUUA